This is a messenger RNA of Nelumbo nucifera (sacred lotus), 1070 nucleotides long. RefSeq names its product thylakoid lumenal 17.9 kDa protein, chloroplast. NCBI's taxonomy places the organism in Eukaryota, Viridiplantae, Streptophyta, Magnoliopsida, Proteales, Nelumbonaceae. Gene Ontology annotation, cellular component: chloroplast thylakoid lumen. The record is from RefSeq and is a predicted model, not a curated record.
CGUUAUUUCUUCUUAUUUUUCGAGAGGAUAAAUCAUAUAUCUUUGGGAUUUUUGAAGCAUGAAUUUGAGUAGUCUGCUACUCCCUCCAAUUCCCCCAAUCUGGGUCUAUAAGGGUUCAAUUCGUUCAACCUCUCCACGCCCCUUUCAAAUUCCAAUAGCUUGCAUUCAGAACUCCGACGGAAAAUCCUUUCUUCUGUCCAAUCUCAUCUCCUUAGCCGUCGCUGUAACUCUAAAUUCUCCUUUACCUUCCCUGGCAAUUCCCUCACUGAACUCUCAGACUCCACUUCUCCCUUCCACCACUCCCUUCUCACAGUCUAAGAACUUAGAGAUUGGACUAGAAGAUGGGAAAAUCAGGCCAUGCCCCUCCAUAAAUCCGGGUUGCAUAUCGACAAAUCCCAAGUCAUCAUCUUUUGCAUUCCCAUGGGUGAUUCCUGCUAAUGCUUCAGAGAAUGCAGUUGAGAAGUUGCAGGAAGCUAUCUUGAAAACCCAGAAAAAUGCGAAGAUUCAGACUAUUGAAAAUACCCCAGACGGCCAAUACCUACGAGCAGAGGUUGAUGGGGAUUUCGGCCGGCCCCGGGAUGUGCUAGAAUUUCUGGUGAAAGGAGAUGUAGUUGCUUACAGAUGCAUGGCCACAAAAGUAACUUAUGUGUACCCUUUCACCACUGCCAUAGGGGAUUCCAAGGGACAGCAGGAAAGAUUGAAGAACAUCAUGGAUCAGCUGGGGUGGUACGCGCCCAGUUUCGAUUCUAUGGAUUGAUGUUUCGUUAUCUUAUGCUCAUAGUUUGUUAUUUCUGUCACUCUCUGUUUUUGGGUUCCAUUUGGCAGUUCCGUUGGAUUACUGUCAUCUUGAAACGAAUUGAGUUGUCGAUGACAAUAUUCCAGUUGAAAUAACAGUGCCAAGUGCUUAUUGGCAAUACUGUACAUUAUUUGGUUGAAGCUACAAUUAGAUGUAGCUCUAAAUUCUAAUUGGGCAACAUUCACAAUUCUGCUUACGAAACCCUUGCACAUUUUGGGGUGUCUGGGACAGUGGUGAUGUGUUGUCUUGAUCAAUACAAAUUAUUUGUGAGAAA